Mya arenaria is the source of this 1178-nucleotide messenger RNA. RefSeq lists its product as uncharacterized. The coding region runs from base 93 to 1025 and encodes 310 amino acids. NCBI's taxonomy places the organism in Eukaryota, Metazoa, Mollusca, Bivalvia, Myida, Myidae. The transcript has 3 exons. The record is from RefSeq and is a predicted model, not a curated record.
CGUUUACAACCUUUUUUGCAGCAGUAUACUUUUAUACAAACUAGGACGUUCUUAAUUAAUCAUACAUUUAAUUAAAUGAAAGGAAAACAGGAAUGGCAACGUUAACCAGAUCAUUUCCGAAGAUAGCUCGUCAUCUGAACUACCGACGAUCAUUUCCAACGGCGACGUCUGCUCGGGUCGACAUUCCCUGUAUUCCGUACGAGGCUUUUGACUAUACAGGAAAUACAGUGAAUCCAUGGAGUUUAAUGCGCCUCGUGGAAUCAGUGCGCGCGUACACGUUCUGGAAGCAUGUGAGCACGAGCGCACCGAACACGUCCAUGAUGGAUCUCCACGACAUUUUGAAGUCCCGUCUCGUCUUUAUCAUUGGUGCUCGUCUGCAGAUAAUGGACAGAGCAUUUCACGAGUUUGAGACACCCAAACACCCUCUUUAUUGCAUCACCGCCUUGAAAAAUCUCGGAAAGUCGUCAAAAACGUUAAGUUAUGAUUUGUUCCACGAGGGCAGUGAUAGACAUUUAGUGUCUUGUGACGUCACUGACGUGCUUGUUGACGAAAAAUCCCGUAAGCCGAUAGCGUAUCCGGAUUGGUGGCUUGAAAAAUACGGUCAUCAUGUAAACGGCUUUCGGCGCGCGCAGCUUUUGACUGACGUCGAUCCCGGAAGUGCUCAAGUGAAUCUGUCUUAUUUCCGGGUAACACUUUCCGACACUGACACUUAUCGCCACUGCAACUGGGCGUCUUUCUUGAAAUAUUGCUACGAAAGCAUGUUUGAACACGUAUCACGUGACGGUAGCUACGCGUGGAUUACGAGUGAUGACGUCAACGCAGGAUUACGUCACGUUGAUAUGUUAUUCCGAAACGAGGCAACGUUAGGGGACGUCUUGAUAGUGCAGUCCUGGAGCGAAUGUGAUCAGACAGACACAGGAGAAUACCCGUAUUUGAAAUUUCGAAUUAUAAACAAUGGAAACUCUUGCUUCGAGGCUAAAAUGGCCUUCUUUGAGGAUAAGAAAUCAAUCAAACAUAAAUUAUAGACAAUUAUAUCAAGUAUAAAAUCAAGUAAAAAAUCCUAUUAACAGUAUCAAAGUACAGGGAAUCGAUAGGCUUGGUGUUUCAUUAUGAUAUAUGUGUUUAUUUAUAAAUAUAUGAAUUUAUAAACAGUGUUACUUUGGUGUACCUUUUAUUUA